This is a messenger RNA of Magnusiomyces paraingens, 1845 nucleotides long. RefSeq lists its product as uncharacterized. Gene Ontology annotation, cellular component: fungal-type vacuole membrane. Gene Ontology annotation, biological process: nucleus-vacuole junction assembly; vacuole inheritance. Gene Ontology annotation, molecular function: protein-membrane adaptor activity; protein binding. Lineage: Eukaryota; Fungi; Ascomycota; Dipodascomycetes; Dipodascales; Dipodascaceae. The transcript is spliced from 4 exons. The record is from RefSeq and is a predicted model, not a curated record. Bases 1 to 1845 code for a protein of 614 amino acids.
AUGGGUUGCUGCUGCAGUUCAGAACGCUCCCAAGAUGGGAACCAAGGGUUUGUCAAUAACCAUAUUUUAGCAAAAGAGCGCGAUGCUAUUUCUCUUCUGUUACACUAUCUCGAUAACCGCGACGAGGUUGACUUUUUCAAUAACGGCCCUCUAGAUGCACUCACAACUUUGGCCAAUUCAAAAAACAUAGAGCUUCAACGAAGCGCAGCCCUUGCAUUUGCCGAAAUUACUGAAAAGUGCAUCCGUGAAGUUAGCCGUGAUACUCUUCGCCCAAUUCUAUUCCUUCUCGAGUCUUCCGACGUUGAAGUCCAACGUGCUGCAAGUGCAGCUCUUGGAAAUCUUGCAGUCAACAGCAACAAUAAAAAACUUAUUGUCGAAAUGGGUGGCUUGCGGCCUCUUAUCAGACUUAUGCAGUCAGACAAUGUUGAGGUCCAAUGCAACGCUGUUGGGUGCAUGACAAACUUGGCGACACACGAGGAAAACAAGUCCAUCAUUGCGCGCUCGGGCGCUCUUUAUCCGCUGGCGGAAUUGGCUCGCUCCAAGGACAUGCGUGUCCAGCGCAAUGCCACAGGUGCGCUGCUCAACAUGACCCACUCGGACGAAAACCGACAGGAGCUUGUCAAGGCCGGUGCUAUUCCAGUACUCGUGUCACUUCUCGAGUCAAUGGACCCAGACGUUCAAUACUACUGCACUACCACUCUCAGUAACAUUGCCGUCGACCCGGAAAACCGUAAAAAACUUGCUGAAGAUCAACCUAUGCUCGUCAACCAUCUCGUCAAACUUAUGGGCCCGGAAAAUAGCCCCCGCGUGCAGUGCCAGGCAGCACUUGCACUCCGCAAUCUCGCCUCAGACUCUGGCUACCAGAUUGAGGUUGUCCAAGCAAAGGGUCUCCCCUAUCUCCGUGCUUUGCUCGAGUCUACCCCUGUCCCUCUUGUUCUUGCAGCUGUUGCUUGUAUCCGCAACGUCUCCAUCAACAAGGCCAAUGAGCGAUUUAUUGUUAAUGAAGGGUUCCUUCCACCUCUUGUGCAUCUUCUUGACGUGAGUGAAAAUGAAGAAAUUUUGUGUCAUGCCACUUCGACUCUUCGUAACCUGGCUGCCAGUUCUGAACAGAACCGCGUUGAAAUUGCUGAAGCUGGCGCAAUUGAAAAGAUUCGUGCACGCAUCUUGAAUGUCCCACCCAGUGUCCAGAGUGAAAUGACAGCAUGUCUUGCUGUUAUUGCCCUUGGCGAUGCCCCUAAAAAUACUCUCUUUGAAAAGGGUAUUUUGGACGUGCUUAUUGUCCUGACACACUCAACAAAUGUGGAAAUCCAAGGUAAUAGUGCAGCUGCCAUUGGUAACCUUUCCAACAAGGCUAGCAGUUACAAUGCAUUCGUGGACCACUGGUUAUCACCAUCUGGAGGUAUCCGUGGCUUUUUGAUUACCUUUUUGAAGAGCGAUGAGACCAUGUUCCAGCACAUUGCUACAUGGAUGAUUUUGCAACUUCUUGAAUCGGACGACAAGCGUCUGCGCAAGCUGCUCAUGGAAUCGGAUGAGAUUGUCAAGAGCAUUAAGAAACUUACUCAAUUAACCCCGGUAGAGGGUACUCCUAGUACUGAUUCACAAGCUAAUGGAACUUCAACCAAUGGCUCAGCGACAUCAACAUCACCAUCAACAACAACAACAAAUAAUAAUAAUAAUAAUAAAGAAGGAAACAACAGCACGUCGACGACACCAGCAAAGGAAGACGCUGGAUCUGGUGCCGCAGCUGCUGAUAGCAACCAGAUGAUUUCACAACGCGCAGUGCCACAGUUGGCCCGCAAGGCGUAUGCCAUUCUGACAGAGAAGGAUAAGCGAUCAUCGCGCUAG